CUGUGUGGAUGUGUGCAACGCAGUGGCGACUGCCAUAGUGUAUUUUAUUUACAGCCGAGCAGUCGUGUUUCGAUCGGGAACCGCGCAACAGUACUGUGUCGACGGUAAAUAUAAAAAAUAAGAAAUAAAAAGUUGGGCACAUUAUAGGAAACUGUUAUUCGACCCACGUCAAUAUUAAAAUUUUGGUUUCAAUUCACAGUUUUAUGCCAAAUGUAUUUCAUAAUUUAAUGACGACUUAUCGUUCGCUCAACUUGACAUUGCAUUGGUGUAAAAUAUUGUGUACUUUAAAUAACAAUUACAAUCGCUGGCCGUAAAGUGUGAUUGUGUUUACACACUGUUUAUGAAUAGCAACUAACAAGACAAGAUAGUAAAAAAUUGAAGCCACAACUGUCGCCGGUACUCGAGUGCCGCCGUCAGUAGACCAUGUCAACGCGGUCGGUACCUACACGUGAGUUGACGAUUGCCGAUCACACUGUUAUUGCCAUUAAGUCCAUCGAUCGUUCGGUUAGGAUCUUUUCGACAUAACAGCAACAAGUGGAUGAAAGCCAGUACGAUAAUUCUAUUAUUAACACCCACGUCGAAUUAACGCCCACCAAUGUACGUGUCGCUAUGCAGAGGACUUCCGGAGAGUUCCUUCAGCCUUUUACAUUCUCUCAAACAAAAUUCAAAUUACAGAAUGGAAAAUUCAAAAAUUAUAAGUUAACUUUGUAUUUGGUCUUUUAAGAACGUUUGGUUUGGACCCCAUUAAUAAUUGUAAAUUAACGAACAGAAACCAACUAAGCCACAAGCGAGACAGCAUCAAUAUAAUUUGGCCACUGCAGGUCCACCUAGAAGAAAAAUUUCAAAUUUUGUAAGGCCACAGUUCAACGGGCCAAUGGAGUUAGAGACUCUUAUGGAAGAAGGGGCAGUGCCAGGAUCUGAUGGAGAAAAUAACUUAACACCAGCAAGUAAUACGAAAAACGGCAAUCGUUUCACAAUGGCCAACGGAGAAAAAACUCAGACCACAGUCACCUCUACUUCUAAUGUGCAACCGUUUAGUGAGAGCACACGAGGCUCUGCUGUCAAUUUGUUUAUUGCUUCAUAUGCAGCUAACUUUGGAGCCAUUGCAGCAGGCUGUGCUCUAACAUGGUCAUCACCUAUUUUGGAAAAAUUUAAAAACGGAAGUGAUUCAAGUAUUUCUUUAAAAAUCACUCAAGAGGAAGCUACUUGGAUUGGUUCCCUGGUAACAUUAGGAGCCGCUGUCGGACCUAUACUUUCCGGUUUUUUAUUGGAUCGACUAGGACGAAAAAAUACUGUUCUAUUUAGCAUGAUUCUAUCUAUUGUGUCAUGGACAAUGAUUAGUUUUAUUCCUAACUUAUACGUAUUGUAUGUGGCCAGGGUGUUAUCAGGUAUCAGUGUUGGUUUAAUUUUCACUGCCGUUCCAACUUACAUCGCCGAAAUCGCAAAACCUGAUUUGAGAAGUUCUUUGGGUACGGUGAUGCAAUUCUUCUUAUGUGUUGGAUUUUUAUUAGAAUACAUCGUGGGACCGUACACGUCUUAUCUUACCUUGGCACUUGUAUCUUUGGCAACACCAAUAUUAUGUUUUGCUACAUUCAUGUGGAUGCCUGAAUCACCUUAUGCAUUGUUGGGUAAGUCUAAAGAAGACCAAGCACUAAAAUCAUUGAGAUGGUUGCGUGGAAAUCCUCUAGAAACGUUUGUAGUUAAAGAAUUAAAUGAAAUUAAGAAAUCUGUUGAAGAAUCUAAGAAUAAAAAUUCAGGGUUUAGUGAGCUGUUUGCUAACAAAGGUAGUAUCAAGGCUGUUAUCAUUUCUUUAUCAAUGGUGGCUUUUCAACAACUUUGUGGUAUCAAUGUCAUUUUGCUCUAUAGUGAAUCUAUUUUUAAAGCAGCCAGUGCUACUAUUUCUUCAAGCAUGUGCACAAUAAUUAUUGGAUCUGUAAUGCUGGGUGCAGCUAGUAUAACUCCUUCUCUUGCUAAAUUUAGCUCUAUAAAGAUGUUAUUAUACAUUUCAGCCAUUGGAAUGUUUUGUUCAGAAGCUACUCUAGGAUUUUAUUUUUUAGCUGUGAAGAGUAAAAUGAAUGUUUCUCAUUUUCAAUGGUUACCUAUAACUAGUUUAGUAAUCUUCAUCAUAACAUAUUGCCUUGGUUUUGGACCACUGCCUUGGGCAAUUAUGGGAGAAAUGUUUCCAUCUAAUUUAAAAUCUGUUGCAACAUCGCUCACAGCCAGUUUCUGUUGGCUUCUUGGUUUCGUGUUAACUUAUAAUUUCCCUGGCAUGAGAGAUUUGCUGGGAAUGGAUUUUGUUUUUUUUCUUUUUGCCUUUUUCUGUAUCAUGGCUUUGAUAUUUUCAUUGUUUAUACUGCCAGAUACCGAAGGCAAAACGUUACAAGAAAUACAAGAUAUUUUAAACGGACGAACAAGUACACCAGUCAAUAGUAAUUGUACUGAUAAAGCAAUUUAACUAGAAUAUGAAAGCGACUGAUUUUAUUAAUAAUAUUAUAUAUUUGACCAAUGUAUAUAAUAUGUAUAUAAUCAUGUUUUUCAAAUAACUUAAUUAUAAAUAGUCUUUUAUUGUAUAUGAUCUUUAUAAAAAAAAAACUCACUACAUUUAUAA
This is a messenger RNA of Daktulosphaira vitifoliae (grape phylloxera), 2608 nucleotides long. RefSeq names its product facilitated trehalose transporter Tret1-like. Gene Ontology annotation, cellular component: membrane. NCBI's taxonomy places the organism in Eukaryota, Metazoa, Arthropoda, Insecta, Hemiptera, Phylloxeridae. The record is from RefSeq and is a predicted model, not a curated record. The transcript is spliced from 8 exons. Bases 875 to 2455 code for a protein of 526 amino acids. Gene Ontology annotation, molecular function: sugar transmembrane transporter activity. Gene Ontology annotation, biological process: carbohydrate transport; transmembrane transport.